UAUUACUCAAGUUAGCAACAUCCAGUUUAGAGUCCAAAGAGACGAAACCUCCAGCAGACAGGGGCACUGGUCAACCGAGACGUCUUCACUGAGCCUCAACUCACAACCACCACACUACAGGGCCGCACACACAGUCUCCAGCAUGCCACACACAAGAGGUCAAGGUACAACUACACGGUGGUGCAGCAGGUACGACAGCGGGCUCUGGACGCUGCAUGCAGACAACAGACCAUCACACGAGAGACCUGGAGCGACCUCUCUCAGUCACAGAGAACCGCACUUGCCGACAGAAUCAUCGUCAAUGAAGAGCACAAGCUGUUAUUCUGCCCUGUUCCCCUGACGUCUAUUGGUCCGUGGAUGAAGGUGCUCUACCUGUUGGGUCCUAAUGGGAAACAGCUCAAGAGCACAGACGA
Molecule: messenger RNA, 413 nt
Organism: Geodia barretti
Lineage: Eukaryota; Metazoa; Porifera; Demospongiae; Tetractinellida; Geodiidae
Source: the annotation of a GenBank genome assembly